UCACUGCGGAGAACAGCUGCUGUCAGACGCGUUAUUCGGAGAGGGACUGAGGGCUAUGGACGAUUUAUCGACAGAUUCGCCUCUCACACUGGAGCAGUCUUCUCCAAAACAUUUAUCUACUUUUGUCACUAGCUUAAAAUAAAGUCUACCUAAAAAAUGAGACGCAUAGACAACAAUCGGUGAUUUUUUAUUCCCUUUAUUCUGCAAAAGAAGGCUUAGAGUUAUUCUUUUUUUUUGUCUCAUUUGGAUAUGGCACACAUUUGGAUCCAGUAAGAAUUUCACAGCGUCAGACGCGUCUGCUGCGGGGGAAACCAGCCGGAGGGACUCGGAACUUUGCGUGGCACAUGAGACGCUCUCUUUUUUCGGAAUCAGGCGCAGAGGGAGCCAUGGUGAACUAUUUCAUACUGGUGCUCAGCUGGACUGUGCUCUCUGAGGUGGCCACAGCUCAGAAUGACACGGAGCCUAUUGUCCUGGAGGGGAAAUGUCUGGUGGUGUGCGACUCUAACCCCACCGCGGACUGGAAGGCUUCGUCCUCUCCGCUCGGCAUCUCUGUGCGCGCGGCCAACUCCAAGGUGGCUUUCUCUGCAGUCCGGAGCAACAACCACGAGCCGUCGGAGAUGAGCAACAAAACGAGAAUAAUCUACUUCGACCAGGUUCUGGUGAAUAUAGGAAACUACUUCACAUUUGAGUCAGUAUUUUUGUCCCCUAGAACAGGAAUCUACAGUUUUAACUUCCAUGUUAUUAAAGUGUACCAGAGCCAAACUAUACAGGUGAACUUGAUGUUGAAUGGGAAACCAGUCAUCUCUGCCUUUGCGGGUGACAAAGAUGUAACUCGUGAAGCGGCCACCAAUGGAGUUCUGCUUUAUCUAGAAAAGGAGGACAAAGUCUACUUAAAGCUGGAGAAGGGAAACCUAGUUGGCGGAUGGCAGUACUCAACAUUUUCUGGCUUUCUUGUGUUCCCGCUGUGAGAAAAAAUGAAAGGAAAGAAGAUUGUAAGCAUCCUGACUUCUUCAUAAAGUGUUGUCACUGUAUAAUCAAAACAUUGCUGCUCCAUCUUGCCAAAAUGUUGAAAGGAGAUAGAUGGGAAAGGAUCCAAACAGAGAGAAGACAUAAGACUUUGGAAAUCAUUCACGUUCUCUGAUUGUGAGUUCACGUCCAGAUGAAAGAGACUCGAUGAGCUAUUAGAUGUGUCUGCCAAUCAAGCAACCUCAGAGAGGAAGACUCAAAAUCUAAAAAUACUUUUCCCAGUUCAACAUGGCAACUGUUGCAUUCAAGUACAUCUGCCUUUUGGGUGUAAACUGUAUAUGCUUGUGUUACUUGUGUAGCGAAUCAUCAAAGUAAUCAAAUUGUAAGUAUUUUUGGGGGGUAUCUACUCUGGUCAAGAGAUGAUGGUGGUGCCACUUUGAUGGAAAACAUGUAUUUGCUUUUAAAAAAAAGAGAUCAAUGCUUAUUGCAAUGCGCGUUUAGUGAUCAGAGGAAUUCAUUGAUUACUUAAAAGGCCUACUGGGUCAAAAGCACAACUCCAGAGACGACAGAACCAAGAGGCGCCACAAUAAAGACACUCAAAGAGACAUAAAACAACCUUAAAAUCACACAAACACAAGACAAAAUUACACAUAGACGCUCAAAAAUACCACAAAGAGACUCAAAACCACCACAAUUUGAGGCAAAACGACUAAUGACUGCUAUUUCAGUAUGGUUGUCGCUCAUUCAAAAGUCUGUGCACAGGAACCCAUAAUGUGCUUAUCCGUCCAUUAUCAGAGUCCACAUUUCAUAUUUUUCUGAUUAUUAAGAAUCACUGCUGAUACUGAUAUUUUUGCUUUUGGUGAAUAAUGAAUGAAGGUUGUUUGUUUAUUUCAGUUUACUGGUAAACCCAGUCGCCCAGAAAUCACAUUUAUAUUCCAUCAAUUUGAUUUGGCAGAGACGCUUUGGAGUCAUUACUAUCAGUGGCAAUGUUUUCUUCAAUUGGUGUUUUUGUAAUGGAUUGUAAAUCUGGAGAUUUGAGUUAGCAUCCUGAUCCCAUGUAUAGUAAGGUUUUAGUCAACAAAAGCUGCUGUAAUCAAUAUUUCCAUCAGAACAAUUGAUCAAUGGAUGUGAAAUGUGCUCCAUGAUAAUAAGAAUAAUCAUCACCAACUCUGUAGUUCCCUUUAGAUAUUUGGAAAGCUUAAAUUUUUCAGCCAAUUCUUUUUGGUUUUACAGCUCACCAUUUGUGUUGACUCUCUCUGCUAUAAUGAGCACUAUUUUCAUCAGGCAGCUCUUAUUCUUUAUAAAAGCAUAGAUAAUAUCACUAAACGCUGAUUAUGGAGCUGCCUCAAAGCACAAAGACAAAGUUAGCAACUAGCUGGUGGAAAUACUUGGGCAUUCUGCAGCAAAAGAGCGGGAUAUGUUCCAAUAGCGGAAGCCAACACUGAAAUAUUUGACUUAAAUUCAACAGAGGGACACAAACACGACUCCAAAAGUGUUUUCAUACUGCUUCAUAUCUGCCGGAUGUACAAACUAACAAAUGUUUGCUAUCAAAACUAGCCAAAUAAGCCAACAAUAUGUUAGCGUGAGCUUGUUUCUGCUGCCCCCAUGUGACCAAAACAGGUCAUUGCAGGUUGAGGAUUCGGCUAGAGCUUUCUUUAUUUUUUGUUUAACCAAUACCGCCAUCUUUCCCUGAACUUAACCAAACGUGAGUGCCUAAUGGUAACCAUAGAAAGGGUUAUCCUGCUUUAGUUUUUACAGUCAAAGCGCAUAUUGUUGGGAAAGCAAAUAAAAAGGAUGCCAUUGAAGAUUUUGUCGUUGAUACGUUCAUUCAAAUAUGUUGUCAAUAUAUUGAUAAAAUAAUACAUCAUACAUUUCCCCAAAAUGUAUCUGCUGUUAAAACUAGUAGGUGUAACUUGUGUAUUCACAAUACACAAGUCAAGUUGUGGUUUAUGGAUGUUAAUAAAGUGUAAUGGACCUCUAAGGACGUUAAUUAGUUGACAUGUAGAUAAUAAACAGGUUCCUGUCACUGCUGGUGAGCAUAAACAGCUUCCACUGGGCCACCUGAAUAAAUGAUGAAUUAAUAAACUCCUUAAUAGCUGCUCUGGAGCUCAUCCUGUGCUUACACGGCACUUCCCUUCAUGUCUACAGAGGAGUUAAUGUUUGCAUUUCUGCAGUGUGUUAAAAUCCACCUCAAAGGCUUUCCUGCAGAAGUAUUUAAAUCGUCUGCACUCUCGUCAGGUUGAGUGGUUUCAAUGUUUACUUUUGCUGAUCAAAUGUAUGUUGUUUACUGACAUCUUUUUUUGUCAGUGACUGAAUGUUGCCCUUGGCAUCAAUGACAUUUAUUUUUUGUUGCCGAGAAAACGUCUGAUGAAGGUGAUUGCUACAGUUCUCUGUUACGACGAAUAAAGAGGCAGAGGUAGGAAUGUGUGUGCAGCUCAAAAGGCUCUCUGAAGAUUCACAGUUGAAUCGCACUCCAUACUUAAAAUGCUCAAGGAAAGGACUCUGUGGUGUAAAAGUGCAAAUAUAUUCACUGACAGAUAUCUGAAGGGACAAGGAUGGUGACACUUAUUAAAUAACCCUGCUACUUUUAUGGAACCAUUUAUAUUUAUCUUGCUGAACCGAAACAAUCUAUAUUUAUUUUUUACUUCAUGUUUGUGUCACGUUGUUCUAUCCAUGAUGAGUGUGGAAGCUGGACUGUGCCUCUGUAUGAUGAUAGUUUCAGAACGUUAUUCAAUUAUUGCUCAACCUAAAUGAUGUAAAUCUAAGGGUUGAAAGGUUUUAAUGUCAUCAUUAAAUGUUCCAAUAACUAAUGUAUUGAAGAA
This is a messenger RNA of Notothenia coriiceps (black rockcod), 3788 nucleotides long. RefSeq names its product cerebellin 4 precursor (gene cbln4). Lineage: Eukaryota; Metazoa; Chordata; Actinopteri; Perciformes; Nototheniidae. Gene Ontology annotation, molecular function: protein binding. The record is from RefSeq and is a predicted model, not a curated record. The transcript is spliced from 3 exons. Gene Ontology annotation, cellular component: synapse. Bases 345 to 968 code for a protein of 207 amino acids.